AUGAUUCUUACUUCAGAGAUUGUAGAAGGCCACUACAAUUUAAAAAUCAACUGUAAUGAGUUCAGUGACCCCAAGACCUACUGCACUCGAGAAUCUAACCCUCACUGUGGCUCUGAUGGCCAGACAUAUGGCAAUAAAUGUGCUUUCUGUAAGGCAGUAGUGAAAAGUGGUGGGAAGAUUAACCUAAAGCAUCCUGGAAAAUGCUGA
Carlito syrichta (Philippine tarsier) is the source of this 207-nucleotide messenger RNA. Its product is annotated as serine protease inhibitor Kazal-type 6. Bases 1 to 207 code for a protein of 68 amino acids. The record is from RefSeq and is a predicted model, not a curated record. Gene Ontology annotation, molecular function: protein binding. Lineage: Eukaryota; Metazoa; Chordata; Mammalia; Primates; Tarsiidae. The transcript has 3 exons.